GGAGGUGGAGGGCGUUGUGUGUGGUGGUGGUGGUGAUGAUGGGGCGGACUCUGGCUCGUGAUGGGGGGAGUCGUCGUCCUCUAUAAAACUCCCCACUCGACAUUUGUCUGCAGUCCCAGUGGAGGAGUUAACAAGGUGUAGUAGCCACCUCAACAACAACAACGCUCGUCUUCUUAUAACAAUCUACCGUUCGCGAUUUUCGCAAGCGCGCUUCGUUUCGUCAAUCCGUUGAUUUCUUUGCCGUCGUCCGACUUGCGUUUACCAGGUACAACAACACACAUGGCGUGGAAUUCGCGCAGCUGGUACGGCAGGCAGAGCGACGACUGGCGGUGAGCCUCCAUGCCCCCUUCCUCGUCUCUGCGGACAUCGCUUCGGGCAGUCUUCUUCAUUGCAAGUGGGUACCACGACUUCUAUGAUUCUGGAUCUGGAUCGAGAUACGAACACACGCAGCGUUCGGAUGGCGUGUCCGUUUAUACGGACGGUUGCUGCACAAGGAACGGCCAGCCAGGGGCCUCUGGAGGAGUAGGCGUGUAUUGGGGCGACGGCAACCCAAUGAACGUAAGUGAAAAACUUGGAGGACGCCCGACCAACCAAAGGGCAGAAAUAGAAGCUGCUUCUCGCGCUCUGGAGCAAGCUCGGGAAAUGAACCUGGACAAGCUGACUAUCCACACGGACAGCAAAUUCACUAUCGAUGGGGCCACCAAGUGGGUGAAUACCUGGAAGCAAAAUGGAUGGAAGACGGUCACAGGAGAACCGGUGAAAAACAAAGCUGAAUUUCAGAAACUGGAUCGACUGAGCCAGGGAAUCGAUGUCACUUGGAAGCACGUUCCGGGUCACAGUGGCCACAAAGGUAAUGAGGCUGCGGAUAGGCUGGCCCGGGAAGGAUCCAGAAGGAAGUGACUUCAUGUGCAGAUGGGCCAUUGCAGCAACGAGUGGUGUUCAUUUGUCUUGUCCCUUGGUCUAGUGGUAUAUACCAUCGUGUGCUGAGGUGCUCUUUGAUGUUUAAAUAGUGGCUGCAGUCCAUACGCAAAACAAUUAUUGUAAAAAAAUAUAGCUUGAGAGAAUAGCUCUUUUUUUCGGUUGUUUGGUAUGUUCGAUAGUAUGCUAGUUCCUGAUGAAGCCCUUAGUACUUGGAACGAAACGUCGGGCAACACCAAAUGCGGCGCAACUAGACACUUAUAAUAUUUUGAAGCUUUAAAUUGUAAUUGAAAACUUUGCUUGUAAGUGGAUUUUAUUUGGAAUAUGCAUAUAUGAAGGUAUGUACGAGCUGCUUUGGUUUUCGUGGGCUCUUACAUUUAUAAGUGGGGAAAAUGGGUAAAAUCGGAAUUUUUGAAAUGUAUGUGGAAUUGUAACUAAACUGAAAUUUAUAGCUCAUGUUGGUCAUUAUAAAUGUUAUGUUUGGUGGCCUGAUGGUCAAACAAAAUGGUUUAAUUUACGAUAAAAAAUGUUUACAACUGCAAAUUGAAAAAUGCACUUUCAAAACUAAAUUAUGGAAUAGUGCAAAGCAACCCUCAACAUGUUAGCUGGUCUCCAUUCACCAGGAAGUCCAGUUUUUAGUACUGUUCAUUGACUACUGUAUCAUUGGAUUGUUUGUGCCAAAAAUUUGCUUCUAGUUUAGGUAUUUUUUUUACUGUUUUUAUGUUUUCAUAUAUCCAACGGAAAUUGCAUUGCAACCUGUCAGAAAAGUUUGACUUUCUGCUCAUAUGAGCAUUGAAGCAAGUACUCGUAUGUUUAAAGCCCUGAGCCAAUGCUGAAAAUGCCACCAAGUUCUGAAUGGAAAGGGUGAGUAUUCAUAAGACAACCACUGUUGACUUCCCAAAAAAGUGGUACUUAUUUUAUUGGACCCAGGGGGAUAAUGGGUCAAGUUAAUCCCCAACCAACUAGGAUUUGAACGCUCGUUCUUAAGAUUGUGAGCCACUGCCUCUUGCCACUGAUCCAUCUGGCCAAUUACGAGCUAUAAAUGGGCUAAAUGUUUUAAUGGAAAUAACAGGGUUUUAAGAAAAUGGAUGUACCUCAUAAACUACACCCAGGAGUUAUCCCGAUUCAUUGAAGACACUUAUGAGACAAUUAUUUUAUGAGUCGAUGCGAUUUUGUUCUUAAAUCACUUGUGUACUUUGCACGUUUUGGUUUGAAAUUGCUCAUCUUGAAUGUUUGCUGUUGGAGUUGCACAUUUUGGUUUGGAAUUGCUCAUUUUGAAUAUUUGCUGUUGGAGUUGCACGUUUUGGUUGGGAAUUGCUCAUUUUUAAUGUUUGCUGUUGCAGUUAAUGCAUGGCCUCGGUAAACCACUGCCUCUGCUUAUAUAAUAAUUCUGUGAUAACAUGUUUAUGCAUAAAGUUAUUUCCAUUUAUGUCCAAAUGCAUGUAAAGAUGCAGGCACACUGGUAAUAUUCAACAUGCUCUGGGUUUCAAUUUGCAAAGGAAAAUAAUUUGACCUUUUUAAAAACAAGAUUGCUCUUUUGAAAUAAGUUAAAGUAAUGUACAAUUUUCUAGAAUUUGUCUCUAUAAUUGCCAUUAUCGGUGUCAUGUACUGUGAUCAAUGCGCAGCUUUUACAGUGUUCCACAUUAUCACUAAUUUGGCUAUAAUCCGAGUUUAUUUAAAUGAAUAACACUUAGUUCAGAAAAAAUAUACAUUUCAGAAACCCAAUCAUGAUCAUACUUGCUUGCUUUUGUUAAAAUGUGCAGUGCAUGAGCAACUUGCCUUUAAUGCUUUUGCUUCUACCAAUGUUUUAUUAGAUUUUAGAUGCAUGCUGCGAUUUUACAUGGCCAUGUUAAUGUUAAGGCCAGUUGUUACAAAACACAUUUUAUGUUUAUGCAUCGGCAGGAAUACAUUGUUGACCUUUCAUAACCAACUGGGGGGGGGGGGUAACUCAAUUUUAUGGUAAGAGUGGAACCUCUUUGUUGAUUCAAAUAAAUGUUGUUGCAUGUAAA
Messenger RNA from Petromyzon marinus (sea lamprey), 2927 nucleotides. It is a transcript of the gene RNASEH1, whose product is annotated as ribonuclease H1. Gene Ontology annotation, biological process: DNA replication, removal of RNA primer. Gene Ontology annotation, molecular function: RNA-DNA hybrid ribonuclease activity; nucleic acid binding. The record is from RefSeq and is a predicted model, not a curated record. NCBI's taxonomy places the organism in Eukaryota, Metazoa, Chordata, Hyperoartia, Petromyzontiformes, Petromyzontidae.